Molecule: messenger RNA, 471 nt
Organism: Anthostomella pinea
Lineage: Eukaryota; Fungi; Ascomycota; Sordariomycetes; Xylariales; Xylariaceae
Source: the annotation of a GenBank genome assembly
AUGUCGGCUCACCUUGGACUGUCCGCCCCGGUGCUUGCACCCCUUUCGCCCGUCACCGGCACCUUCGCCCUGCCCUUCACGGCCUACUUCUCGUUCCUCAGCUUCCGCGUCGUCAGCAACCGCCUGAGCGACAAGGCCUACCUCGGCGACAACUCGUCCAAGUCGUCGGACCCGGCCGAGCGCAACCAGAACAAGCUGUACCUCGCGACGCGCAGCCACCAGAACUUCAUCGAGAACGUGCCGCUGGCGCUCGUGCUCGCCGCCGUCGCCGAGCUCAACGGCGGCAACCGCAAGGCCCUCACCGGCGUCCUGGGCACGCUGUUCGUGCUGCGCGUCCUGCACGCCGAGCUGGGCAUGAUGGGCAAUGGCAUGGGUACCGGACGGCCCAUCGGCUACUUCGGCACCUUGGCUACCCUGGGCGGGCUGGCGGGUUAUGCGGCGUACCUCGUCAAGGCCUACUGGGGGUUCUAG